This is a messenger RNA of Rhinocladiella mackenziei CBS 650.93, 1479 nucleotides long. RefSeq lists its product as uncharacterized. The transcript is spliced from 3 exons. The record is from RefSeq and is a predicted model, not a curated record. Lineage: Eukaryota; Fungi; Ascomycota; Eurotiomycetes; Chaetothyriales; Herpotrichiellaceae. Bases 1 to 1479 code for a protein of 492 amino acids.
AUGGAUCAGGCUUGGACAGAAUGGACCAACAAGAGAAAACUGUUGAUGGAAGGCACCUUUCUCGAAUCCUCACCAUCCACCGGCACAGCAGAACAUGUGGGAGUCUGUGUAAAUCUCGACGAACGACAGGGCAUGAUAGACAAGACCGAUGCUAUUUAUGUUGUAGACAUUGCCACAUUGAUCGACAAUUAUUUCACUACACUAGAGCGGUUGUAUCACUGUGCCCGAGACUCCGGAAUCAAGUCAUGCCCCAAUCGUGAAUGUCGGUUGAACAAAAGAUAUGUGUCAAAAGCCAUUCCCGGCCAGUCCACGUGGUGUACUUCCUUUCUCGAGUGGGUGGUUCAAUGGUUUUCCUGCUCUCUCACUUCGCUCAUCCACUAUCACAAGGGAGGCGCUCCCUUGAAAACCAACCUCUCAUUGUCCGUUAUGCGGUGCAUGGAGAAUCCAACAUUUGGCGGAAAGUGGAAUUUCAUCAAUCCUUGUGUUCUACCCGAUAGAGUGAUCUAUGAUACGAUCGAAUGGAUCUACAGAGUAGAGAUCGCCUACGGCCGUGAUAGCGAGGGAAAGUCGUCGUUGCAAUUUGCACAUUUUUCAACUCAUUGGUUCCCAGAGCUUGUGUCCGAAGAAGAUUUCAAGAAAGCCAUUAACAAGGCCAAAAUAUUGGGAGUCUGUCACAAUCGUCUCUGGAACAUCAUUUCCUGUGGUCCCCGAGGACAUCUGGAUCUCCCAGCUCUUCUGGACAUAAUUAAUAAAAUCGAUGCAGCGCAGGCGGACCUUUUCAGACACGGAGAGGACUUUGGUUUACGACAACCACCUGGCGUCAUGAGCUUCGCCGGCUCCUCCUCGGACGACACCCGAGUUGUACAGAGGCACAAGUGUCCCGAGUCUGAGCUCAACUCCUGCGCUUCGAUCCAAUUUCCGACGACCAUGGACAAAUCAGCCGAUCGCCUCGUUUGGUAUUACCAUGUCAAGUCCUCACAAUCCCAGUCACAAACGGCGACUUACACACCGACCAAGGCCUCUGGUGAUUACAUUGCCAUAUCGCACGUCUGGUCCGAUGGAACUGGCGCAGGAAGGAAAGGCCCUGGUCUGGUAAAUAGCUGUCUUUCUCGUUUCUUUUGCGACAUUGCCAAAACCCUGGACUGUCAGGGUGUCUGGUGGGAUGCCAUCUCCAUUCCCUCAGAUCCGAAUCUUCGUGCCAAAGCGCCUCGCAACAUGCAACAGAAUUUCAGUUCGGCCAAGCAUACGGUUGUACACGACGAGUAUUUGAUGAGGUUCCCUUGGAAAGAUGAUGGCACUCCCUGUCUGAUUUUGGUCCUCAGCCCGUGGUUCACGAGAGGAUGGACUGCAGUGGAACUCGUCUCGUCGAAAAGCCUCCAAGUCUUGUUCAAAAACCCGGAUGACGACCGGAGACCCUUGAUCAAGGACUUGGAAAGAGACAUUCUGUCUAAUCACCCCCUUCACACCCCUCGGCCAUGA